Molecule: messenger RNA, 1353 nt
Organism: Nannizzia gypsea CBS 118893
Lineage: Eukaryota; Fungi; Ascomycota; Eurotiomycetes; Onygenales; Arthrodermataceae
Product: SAM binding domain-containing protein containing protein
Exons: 1
Coding region: 1-1353 (450 amino acids)
Molecular function (GO): methyltransferase activity
Source: RefSeq, a predicted model, not a curated record
AUGGCUGUUCCCCCUGCGGGAGGCGGCUCGAACACCAGCGGCGGCAGCAGCAGCAAUAACACCAGCAAUAAUAAUAAUAACACUUCCUCCUCCACGAACUACUACAACAACUACAGCAGCAGCGGCGAGGUAAAGCACUACAACUACAACCAUCACUACCAGUAUACUCCGCCCACUCUUGUCUCGGCCGUCGACUUCAAACAUGUCUUCCUCCCUCACGCACCUAUGAUGUCGAUACCAGCGAUAGAUCCGGUCCCUGCUGGCGGCGGCUCGGCCUCCUCUCCCACUCCCAACACAGAUUACACCACAUACCCGCUCGGCAAGCAGAAUGGACGGACCUACUUUCGCGAUCCGGAUAGCACCUAUCCGCUGCCCUGCGACGUGCCCGAGAUCCACCGCCAGUCUCUGCACUCCCUCAUCAUCAUGACCGUCUGGGGCGGGCCGUUCUGCUCCCCUACUACCGCGGAUAACCCGCCCAAAAAGGUGCUGGAGCUGGGCUGUGGCUCCGGCCUGUGGACGAGUGCGUGCCAUGAGUACUUUGCCAACCGCGGACAGGCAGAUAUCUCCUUUACGGGGCUGGACAUCAUCAGCCUGGCGCCGGAGCUGCAGCAGAAGCAAGGCAUCGACUGGCAGUUCAAAAAACAUGACCUACGGAAAAACGCCGCCCUGCCGUUUGCUGACGAGAGCUUUGAUUUCGUUUUUAUCAAGGAUGUCUCGCUCUGUGGGCCCACGUCGGAUCUCAAAGCGGACGGGACGUUGUCGGAGCCGUUGCGGGUGCUCAAAUCAGGUGGCGUGCUGGAAAUGUGGGAUUCUGAUAUGGUCUACAGGACGCUGCUGCCUAACCCGCCCGUGGCUCCCGGGAAGCUGUCCGAAGAGUACCAGGAACAGGCUGAGAUUACCGGUACAUACACCAUCUCGUCCGCCACUCCCUUCACGAACGCCCAGAACAAAUAUCUAAACGACUACAACACCUGGAUCCAAAAGGCCUUUGACGCUCGCAGGCUCAACACCAUGCCCUGUGCCACUAUCGGGCUCGCCUUCUCGUCGGAGGCUGACUCGUUUCAGAGUUCCGGCAGCAGGCGGGUUGCCAUCCCGCUCGGGGAAGUAAAAUGGGAGCAGAAACAGAACGGCAAACCCCUGACGGCCGACCAGAUGGCCCUGCGUCAGACAACCCUGCUUACCGUCGUGCAGCUGAUCGAGAGCAUGGAGCCCUUGCUCAUGGAAGCCAGCGGCAAGGGCCAGGCAGAGUGGGAUCGCUGGUGGACUGGCAUGACCACCGAUCUGAUGCAGAAGGGAGGCGUCGCCAGCGGUGAGUGCCUGGAAGUCGGUGCCUGGUGGGGGCGAAAGAAGUAG